Messenger RNA from Limanda limanda (common dab), 2846 nucleotides. It is a transcript of the gene msh2, whose product is annotated as mutS homolog 2 (E. coli). Lineage: Eukaryota; Metazoa; Chordata; Actinopteri; Pleuronectiformes; Pleuronectidae. Gene Ontology annotation, biological process: somatic recombination of immunoglobulin genes involved in immune response; mismatch repair; mitotic recombination. The record is from RefSeq and is a predicted model, not a curated record. Gene Ontology annotation, cellular component: nucleus; MutSalpha complex. Bases 1 to 2799 code for a protein of 932 amino acids. The transcript is spliced from 16 exons. Gene Ontology annotation, molecular function: mismatched DNA binding; ATP-dependent DNA damage sensor activity; ATP binding.
AUGGCGGUGCAGCCGAAGCACAACUUGUCCAUGGACAGCGCGUCCGAACAUGGCUUCCUCAGCUUCAUCUUCUCCAUGCCGGAGAAACCGGACACCACGUUCAGGAUAUUCGACCGCAACGACUACUACACCGUGCACGGGAAAGACGCCCUAUUCGCGGCGAGGGAGGUUUUCAAGACUAACGGGGUCAUCAAGCAUCUGGGAUCAGGGAGCCGUAAGCUGGAGAGCGUUGUCCUGAGCAAGCUGAACUUCGAGGCCUUCGUGAAAGACCUGCUGCUGGUGCGGCAGUACCGAGUGGAGGUGUACAGGAACCACAGCAAGAGCAGCAAGGAGCACGACUGGAGGAUCGAGUACAAGGCCUCCCCGGGAAACCUGACUCAGUUCGAGGAGAUUCUGUUCGGUGGUGGAACCGGAGCGGUGGGCUGUGCCGGAGUCGUAGCCGUGCGAGUCGCCACAGGAGCCGAUGGACAGCGCGCGGUCGGCGUCGGCUAUGUGGACGCCGCGCAGAGGACCAUGGGAGUGUGCGAGUUUGCAGACAACGAGAUCUUCUCCAACCUGGAGUCCAUGCUCGUCCAGCUCGGCCCCAAAGAGUGUCUCUUAGCCCAGGGGGACGGCAACGCCGACGGCAGCAAACUACGACAGGUGGUGGAGCGUGGCGGCGUGCUGGUCUCUGACAGGAAGAGGGCCGAGUUCAGUAGUAAGGACAUGGUGCAGGAUCUCAACAGGCUGCUGCGAGCCAAGAGAGGAGAGCCGACCGCCAGCAGCACGCUGCCCGAGCUGGAGAAGCAGGUGGCGAUGUCCUGCCUGGCUGCAGUCGUGCGUUUCCUGGAACUGCUCUCCGACGAGUCCAACUUCAACUCCUUCAGUCUGACCACUCUGGACCUGGGUCAGUACAUGAGACUGGACAAUGCUGCAGUGACCGCGCUCAACCUCUUCCAGGCUUCACCUGACGACACCAGCAGAAGUCAUUCCCUGGCCGGUCUGUUGAACAAGUGCCGCACACCGCAGGGCCAGCGUCUCGUCAACCAGUGGAUCAAACAGCCUCUGAUGGACCGAACCAAAAUAGAGGAGAGGUUGGACUUGGUGGAGAGUUUCGUGUGUGACUCUGAGCUCAGGCACACCUGCCAGGAGGACUUGCUGCGGCGCUUUCCCGAUCUCCACCGCCUGGCCAAGAAGUUCCACCGUCACACUGCUACGCUGCAGGACUGUUACCGCGUCUACCAGGCUGUGACCCAGAUUACCCCCCUCGCCGCGGCCAUCGAGAGAUCCUCAGGCAGCCACCAGGUUCUGCUGGAGGCCGUGUUCGUCUCCCCUCUCAGAGACCUGCACUCCGACUUCAUCAAAUAUCAGGAGAUGAUCGAAACCACACUGGACAUGAACCAGAUCGACCACCACGAAUUUCUGGUGAAGGCGUCGUUCGAUCCGGUGCUGAGUGAGCUGAGAGAAAAGAUGGACACGCUUGAUAAGAGCAUGCAGGCAGUGCUGAACAGCGCGGCCAGAGAACUAGGUCUAGACGCCGGUAAGACGGUGAAACUGGAGUCGAAUGCGAUGCUGGGCUUUUACAUGAGAGUCACCUGCAAGGUGGAGAAGAAUCUGAGGAACAACAAGAAGUUCACCACACUGGACGUCCAGAAGAACGGAGUGCGUUUCACCAACAGCAAACUGAGCUCUCUGAACGAGGAGUACACCAAGAGCAGGGAGGAGUACGAGGAGGCGCAGAACGCCAUCGUCAAGGAGAUCAUCAGCAUCGCCUCAGGCUACGUGGACCCCCUGCAGACGCUGAGUGACGUGAUAGCGCAGCUGGACGCAGUGGCGAGCUUCGCCGUGGCGUCCGUCUCCGCCCCUGUGCCGUACGUGCGGCCACGCCUCCUGGCGGACGGCUGCAGGCGCAUGGAGCUGCUGCAGGCCAGGCACCCCUGCAUGGAGACAGACCCGGACACGGCCUUCAUACCCAACGAUAUCACCUUCGUCCACGGAGAGAAGAACUUUUAUAUCAUAACAGGACCGAACAUGGGAGGCAAGUCGACGUUUAUCCGGCAGGUGGGUGUGAUCGCUCUCAUGGCUCAGAUCGGCUGCUUCGUGCCGUGCGAGAAGGCGGAGCUGAGCGUGGUCGACAGCGUCCUGGCCAGGGUGGGAGCUGGGGACUGCCAGGUGAAGGGCGUGUCCACCUUCAUGUCCGAGAUGUUGGAAAUCGCCGCCAUCCUCCGCUCGGCCACGGAGAACUCUCUGAUCAUAAUCGACGAGCUCGGCAGAGGCACGUCCACGUACGACGGCUUCGGGCUCGCCUGGGCCAUCAGCGAACACAUUGCCUCCAAACUCGGCGGCUUCUGCCUGUUUGCCACGCACUUCCACGAGCUGACGGCGCUCGCAGCACAUGAGGCCACCGUUCACAACCUGCACGUCACGGCCCUGACCUCCCAUGACACGCUCACCAUGCUGUACAGAGUCAAACCAGGUGUGUGCGACCAGAGUUUUGGUAUCCACGUCGCAGAGAUGGCCUCUUUCCCGCCAUCUGUGGUUGCCAUGGCGAAGGAGAAGGCCGAGGAGCUGGAGGAGUUCCAGGAACCUGCGGGGGGGGCGUCGACACAGGAGGAAGGGCCCGAGGCGAAGAGACGACUGACAGAGAAACAAGCGGGGGAAAGCCUGAUCCUGACCUUCCUGGAGAAGGCGAAGUCACUUCCUGCCACCAUGAGCGAGGCGGAGGUGAAGGCGGAGCUGAAGAGAAUGAAGCAGGAGCUGGCAGCUAAGAACAACACGUACAUCAAAGACAUCCUUUCCCGAUGCGUCAAAACCGUUUGAGGAUCAACAAAGAUUAAUUUCAUGUACAAACACAUCGGCACACUGAC